Molecule: messenger RNA, 977 nt
Organism: Colletotrichum navitas
Lineage: Eukaryota; Fungi; Ascomycota; Sordariomycetes; Glomerellales; Glomerellaceae
Exons: 2
Coding region: 147-632 (161 amino acids)
Source: RefSeq, a predicted model, not a curated record
UCCCCAAGAAGGAUGCUAUAAGUUACCAACAACUAUUAUCCAUCUGUAUCAGACCCCUAGAGUAUUUCUCUGCGUCUGCAUUCUCAGUCAUCUUUCUCAUUCCAGGCCCAAGUUUCUACAGCUAAUCGCCGCUUGCAACCAUCAGAAUGGCUCCUUACUUCACCAUCUUUGUUACAAUGAUUUCCUUGCUCUCGCUUGGGAUAGUAAGAGCUGCCGUCGUGCGAGUAGACGAUCAUGUUGUUCUGAACGGCACCACCCUCGUGUACGACCCCGUCGAGGGCUUCAACGAUACCACUCGCGAUUUAGCAUGGCAGGCCAACUACUUCCUAAGCUUGGAUCUUUUGGCUAUUAACGCUUUGUACCAAGAAGCGAACGCAGGCAUCUCUCAAAGGGAUCUCCAGCCAAGGGAUGGUCCUACAUGUCUCGCCUGCAUGGUCGUCCAGCUGGCCAAUGGUGCUGCAAACUCUAGAUUGGAUGCUUAUAACAUUUGUCGGAGUACUACUCCCUCCUGCGACACUAUAACGCUCAUUUCUCUGAUGAGUCAUAUAAAAUCAUAUUGGUUAUUGGCAGGCAUAGGAGCAUACCAAGCUGGAGUCUAUGCUUUCGAUGUUUGGAGCCGGUUUGGCUGGUGAUAACCGCUAGCAUAGCAGAGGCAAUAGUGGUAGUAAACCUAAACAGCCUGAUAGUUAGGACUUCCAUAGUCAGAACCGGAUUCGUUCCGGCAUUGGUUUCCAUUAGGGCAUGGUCAGAUGGGGAUCCAAUUCACGGGGGGGUAUACUAAGUUCUCGGGGGGGAGGGGGGGUAUCUAGCCUGUAGAGUAAGAGUUCAGAGGGUGUAAAAGAGUUAUAUAUUGUGGGUGAGCAACGAGGCAAUAUCCAUUGAUAUUGGUGAUGUGUAGCUAGAGGAAAAGGACUACUGGCUGGCAAGGUGAAGAGGCUGGAUAUCUAGCUAGCAGUGGCCACGUGACCAGACCAACA